This is a messenger RNA of Exophiala mesophila, 2638 nucleotides long. RefSeq lists its product as uncharacterized. The record is from RefSeq and is a predicted model, not a curated record. Bases 128 to 1789 code for a protein of 553 amino acids. Gene Ontology annotation, cellular component: GPI-anchor transamidase complex. Gene Ontology annotation, biological process: attachment of GPI anchor to protein. Lineage: Eukaryota; Fungi; Ascomycota; Eurotiomycetes; Chaetothyriales; Herpotrichiellaceae. The transcript has 2 exons.
AUAAACGUCCCGCAAUUGAGAUCACCUCUCUGAUCAACACAGAACCCUGAUUGGCGUGUUGAUUACGCUCUCUCCUAAGACCACGACAUGACACCCUGACCGCUCUCCAGUGCGACAGCGCAGCACCAUGGAACAACAAACCAAAAGUCCAGCGAAUGCCGUUACCACCACCAAACAACCGCCUCCAGAGAAUCCCGAGGCCAUUCGACUGCGGACGAAAGUUGUCUUCUCCUUUUGGGCCGUGAUUCUCCUGCUGGGUCUGCCAACAUGGUGGAAGACAACUUCCAUCUACCGUGCCGAACUUCCAUUGCAAGAUAUGCUCGAUUGGGCUGAUGGCGUGCAUACCACUUCCAAUUAUCCUCUUCACAUCUGGAUCAGUGCGCCUGCCUUCAGCUGUCCUAAUGCCCACCGUCUUGUUCAAGAAACUCAACGAAGCCUUGAUGAUCUCAACGAAUACCCUAUUCUCCACCAGCGACUUCAUUUGGUCGACCUCUCAGCCAAUAUCACCAGCGAUGAAACCCGGUGUGGCGAUGACCCCAACUUCCUAGGUCUUGGAGAGCCUGCUCUCAAGAUUCUCGUCGAACCGACCACCGAGUCCUUCUCCUUUGACCUCGAUGCAUCACCCAGCACAGCCUUGGCUCGUAUCCCCAUUAAACAUCCCGCAGGCGGAGUGAAAGCUCUAGCGCAAGCAUUACAAGAUCUCUACCUUGAUGAGCAGAUUGCUGCAGCUCUACAAACUGUGUCUCUUAAGAACCACAAUCACAAUGCUGCUGCCUUUCUCAAAUCUCAGCCCUACGACACAGUUGUCAAAGUUGAGAAGCAGCUCAGUCGCGCGUACAAGUCGUCGCCCGAGUUUAGCCUAACCUUUUCCCUGUUCACCGCAGGAGGUGCACCUUCAAGUUGGGAAAUUCAAGCCUCGCUACGUCAGCAUUUUGACCCUCUGCUUCAGGCCCUCUCCGAAACUGUGUCCUUUCAAGUUUCGUCUCAGGUCCAGCUGUACUCGGCCUAUUCGCCAUCCGUGCAUUCCUUUUCCACCCAAAACACCACAUAUCUCAAGCAGCAUGAUCUGACGGCAUUUGUCAAUGCAGCGGAAUGGCCCCUGGCGCCGUCGAUAGGAAAUGGGCCCACGAUCAACUUUGUCUUGUACAUCCCCUCUCCGGGUCAAAUCCCUCUGCAUAUCGAAGGUGUGGAUGGUACCUCUUGGCUGAUCCCCCAAUGGGGCGGCGUACAGAUUUUCAACCCUGUGUUGACUGCCCAUCCUGAGACUGGACGACUGGUCAUGCCCGAUCAUUUGAGCAAGGAUGUCCUUGACCAACCCUUUGCAACCUUUGCGACUCAAUUGCUCUCUCUGCUUGGAAUUUCACAGCCGGACGAGCCUCCUCGUGGGCUAGCUCUGCGUCAUCGACUCGUCGCCUACAAACGACUUUCAGCUCUAAAUCUUUACUUGCGAGCAUCUUCCAAUCUGGGCUCUUUAUCGCGGCUCGCCCAGCAUCUCGGCCAAAUUCCCAUCCCCAGGAAUGUCGCACAGCUCGUCGACAGUGCCGUCCACAAUCUAUCCGAGUGUAGCAAGGCUUUUCUUGAGAGCCGAUGGGCUAGAGCUUUGAUGUCGGCCAAGUCUUCGUUCCUCGACAGCGACAAGGCUUUUUUCGACCGAUCAAUGGUUGGACAAGUCUAUUUCCCGGAUGAGCACAAAGUCGCAGUUUAUUUGCCGCUUCUUGGUCCAAUUGGCGGUCCGCUGAUCGUAGGCUUGGUGCGGGAACUCAAGAGGUUGGCCUCGAGGAGAGGAUGAAUUUGAAAUGACCAGGACAAUCAUUCGGUGGCGUUUGCGACUGAAGAUCUGAUGAUGAUUAUCAGUCUAUGACGAUGGCAACACAAACUUGAAUGACGGUGUUCAAGUUUCAUUCUUGUCCGUUCGCCCGCUCUCGCAAAGCUGUCACCCGCCCAAAAUACUUGUCAGUUCAUCUAAGCAACUUCACAGGUGUUAUUCUGGGGUGGCGUUAUGAUACGGCCAUCACAUUUCGACAGCUACUGUUUGGAGUCUGAGGGCGCCGUGCUUGACCGCGAGCUCGGCUGACCCGUCAUGUGAAUCAUCAUGGAAUCAUCAUGCUGUUCACUAGUGUGUAUCCUGCUGCUUUGGAUGUAAUGGACCACACACUGGGGCCAAGGCUAGCACAAUACUGCGAAACUUGGUCAAGAAGGAGGUAUUGUUCCGGAUAAUACCACUGUCGCAUUUACUCUACUUUCAAACCUCCUUUACGAACAAGAGACCGUCCGCAGCGAGCAGUCAAGCUCAGGAGGCAUGUAUUGCUAGGCCAGAUCAAUGUGGUUCAUCUUCAGCAGUGGGUUAGCUAGCUUGUUGGCGACUUCGCUUGGAUGUAGCUGUGUUGCUAAGAAGCUUCUCAUCCCAUUUUCCACCCUGAUUUGACGUCUAGUCACAGCAAAAGUCAUCACAUCACAUAUGUGGCCGAGGACCGCAUUUGCCCAGCGGUGGACUGGUUGCCGCGACGAGGAGGCCAGGAAGAAGAAUAAAAAUGGAAGAUUUUCGCUGAAAUAGAAUGCAACGAACUGCCAGACGUUGAAAGGAGAAUUACCCUGACCUCAUUAGCAAGCAGAACAUAUAGAUGAUACCUCGAGUGCC